Molecule: messenger RNA, 2220 nt
Organism: Hemicordylus capensis (graceful crag lizard)
Lineage: Eukaryota; Metazoa; Chordata; Lepidosauria; Squamata; Cordylidae
Gene: GNAI1
Product: G protein subunit alpha i1
Exons: 8
Coding region: 557-1621 (354 amino acids)
Biological process (GO): adenylate cyclase-modulating G protein-coupled receptor signaling pathway
Cellular component (GO): heterotrimeric G-protein complex
Molecular function (GO): G protein-coupled serotonin receptor binding; GTPase activity; GTP binding
Source: RefSeq, a predicted model, not a curated record
CAGAGACCGAGUGAGAACCGUUGCACAUGACGGAGAGCGCGCGGGUGCGCGCGAGCCGCCGAGCGAGACUCAACAGUUCUUCAGUUAAGGAGGUGUUGUUGGCUUCGAGGCAGCGUGCGGGCGCGCGCGUGUGAGGCGCUGCUGCUGUGUGCGGGGACCGAGGCGGCGCCUGUGGAGCCUUUUUGGCUGUACGAACAGCAUCAGCAUUGUCCCUGCCUGGAGGAAACCGAGGCAUAGAAGCCGAGGAGGAGCAGGAGAAGGGAAGCGCACGCGGGGUGGGCGGGCGAGCGAGCGCUUAUCUCUUUUUGAGGACUAGCUUGCCUUAGUGUAUCUGCAGAGGGGCAUAUUUCCCCCCCUUAACCCUUUGACUGCUGACAACUGGGCACUUUUAACGCAUACACACGCAUCCCUCCUUUUUGGUGGGGUGGGUUAUCCUCCCCCCCCCCCACUCUUUUAACAACUGUAGUGAAAUAUUUUGAGGAAACGAUAAGCGCAGUCCUCCUCUCUACAGUUUUGAUAUUAAAAAAAACUCCAUCCAUCAUCAAAAGCUCCCAGGAUGGGCUGCACCCUGAGCGCAGAGGACAAGGCGGCGGUGGAAAGGAGUAAGAUGAUCGACAGAAACCUGAGGGAGGAUGGCGAGAAAGCAGCCAGAGAAGUCAAGCUGCUGCUCCUCGGAGCGGGCGAAUCAGGAAAAAGUACAAUCGUCAAACAAAUGAAAAUUAUUCAUGAAGCUGGUUAUUCAGAAGAAGAAUGCAAACAGUACAAAGCCGUUGUCUACAGUAAUACAAUUCAGUCAAUUAUAGCUAUCAUCAGAGCAAUGGGGAGGUUGAAGAUAGACUUUGAGGACUCUGCCAGGGCAGAUGAUGCUCGACAACUCUUUGUUCUAGCUGGAGCGGCAGAGGAAGGCUUUAUGACAACAGAACUUGCUGGAGUUAUUAAGAGAUUGUGGAAGGACAGUGGUGUUCAAGCUUGUUUCAACAGAUCAAGGGAGUAUCAGCUUAAUGACUCCGCAGCAUACUAUUUAAAUGACUUGGACAGGAUAGCCCAGACUAGUUACAUCCCAACACAACAGGAUGUCCUCCGGACUAGGGUGAAAACAACAGGAAUAGUGGAGACUCAUUUUACUUUCAAGGAUCUCCAUUUUAAAAUGUUUGAUGUAGGUGGUCAACGAUCAGAACGGAAAAAAUGGAUUCACUGCUUUGAGGGAGUUACAGCCAUAAUUUUUUGUGUGGCACUUAGUGAUUAUGACUUAGUCCUUGCUGAAGAUGAAGAAAUGAAUAGAAUGCAUGAAAGCAUGAAAUUAUUUGACAGCAUCUGCAACAAUAAGUGGUUUACAGACACAUCUAUUAUUCUCUUCUUAAAUAAGAAGGAUCUCUUUGAAGAAAAAAUCAAAAGGAGUCCUCUUACUAUUUGUUACCCAGAAUAUGCAGGAUCAAAUACAUAUGAAGAGGCAGCUGCAUAUAUCCAGUGUCAAUUUGAGGAUCUGAACAAGAGAAAAGAUACAAAGGAAAUCUAUACUCAUUUCACAUGUGCCACAGAUACUAAGAAUGUGCAAUUUGUCUUUGAUGCUGUAACUGAUGUCAUAAUAAAGAAUAACUUAAAAGACUGUGGGUUAUUCUAAAGUUUGCAUCACAUUGCUUUGGGGGCGGGGGAGGGAUGGCAUUAACCAAAUGAAGGACACAUCAUUUUUUUAAGACCAUGAAUAUGUUUAUGCAAAUGUGUUUAUUUAUGUAAUCUACUUUUCCUGGUCUUAGGUUAGGUUGAAGAAUCAGUUCACAAACUCAGACCUGCUGUUUUGUGAUAACAGAGGCAAAAUAGCCAGACCAGUAUAGUACUUGCUUGUUUAAACAGCUUUAUUUAUGUUUGUUGUAUAGAUUUAAAUAAUAUUAGGCAACAAUAAAAAUAUCUUGAUUGCCUGUUUACUUGUGACUGUAUAUGUAUGUUUAUAUAAACAUUGAACAGAAUAUUUUAAUAACUUGAUGAGUCCUAUAGAGUUUCCAUAUUUUAAGAACUGCUUUUUAUGUAGGACAUACAUGUUUUGCCUUUUGGAUUUUUCAUUUUUAAACAACACUUUUUAAAAAUAUUAAUUUUCCAUAUUGUGCAUGUUGCCUUAUUCUUUCUUUUAGUUUUUCUUUAUAGAUUAUAAUUAGUAUGGUAGGCUUUAUGUUGUAUAAAGCAUCUUUCAUGCUUGCUCAGGAUUAAAUGGGAAAUGAUGCAACA